Messenger RNA from Dentiscutata erythropus, 1285 nucleotides. Lineage: Eukaryota; Fungi; Glomeromycota; Glomeromycetes; Diversisporales; Gigasporaceae. The record is from the annotation of a GenBank genome assembly.
UGAUGUGUUGGUUGGAUCGCAACCUUUAUGCAAAAAUUGUAAUUCAAAUGUAUUGGAAAACUCAUGCGAUCCCGACACAAUUACUGUAAAAUGUCAAUGUGGUGAAAGUAGCUCAAAAUUAAAACUACGAGGCGUAUCUCAGUCUCAAACAUCUGUUCAACCUGCUCAACCAACAUCAGAUCUUCCAACGCCACCAACUGGUCCAACUGGCCCAACUGGUCCAACUGGACCGACCGGACCUGUAGGACCUACUGGUCCUACACUUGGAAAUAGUACUGACCCUCCUUCAGCGGGGACCGGUGGUACUGCUGGGACAGCAGGGACAUCCGGUACUUAUGGGCAAGCAGGGAAAGCCGGGUCUAGUCCUGGCACUGGAUCUGAUCCUAGCAGUGGGUCUAAUGCUAGUAGUGGGCCUAAUCCUAGUAGUGGAUCUAAUCCUAGUAGUGGAUCUAAUCCUAGUAGUGGAACUAAUUCUAAUAAUGGAAAUGAUGAAACAGGAACAACAAAUUCUGCCCCUAAUCCUAGUCCCAAAUCCAAUUCAAUAGCCGCAGGAAUUUUAGGUUCAAUAAUCUCAUUAAUCAUUGCUGCAGGAAUAAUAAUAUAUUAUCGUCGCAGACGUGUAAAAUCCAAAGAAAAUUCUAUUGAAUUAUCCAUGAGUGAUAAUUCUGAUAUGUUCUCAAAUGUUGCUACGGGUGCAAAAAGUGCUGAAGAUAAUAAUAGUGCAUUAAGCAAUAUAAUGAUAACAAAAGUUAGCAGUGUUAGGGUUCUUCAUGACUCUGAUGAUUAUAGUGGUAGAAAUUCAAGCACAACUGUCGGUUUGAUUUCUAACGGUGAUGAUGGCGAUGAGUUCAUUUCUGACGCUUACCCCAUCAAGCUUGUUGAUGAUGUCGCCUUUGAAGUUGAUUGUCAGGUAGUUUCAGUCAAAGAUGGUGUUGAUAUAGAUAUCGGUGCAAAUCCUUCAGCCGAGGAGCAAGAAGAGGCUCUUGAAGAUAACGUAACUCAAGUUAAUAAUGUUGUCCAUGCCUUUCGUCUUCAAGAAACCCAGUUCGAUAAGAAAUCCUACACAACUUAUCUUAAGGGUUAUAUGAAAGAACUUUCUAAGCACGUUAAAGAAAAUUGUCCUGACAAAGACAUGCAGGAAUGGCAAACUAAAAUCAAUUACCAAUUUUUUACUGGUGAGAGUUUUAGGCUGGAUGGUAUGAUUGGAUUACUCAAUUAUCGCGAGGAUGGAAUCACUCCUUACUUUACGUUCUUUAAAGAUGGUCUGGACGAAGUUAAAGUGUAA